Penicillium waksmanii is the source of this 1344-nucleotide messenger RNA. It is a transcript of the gene cds1, whose product is annotated as phosphatidate cytidylyltransferase. Gene Ontology annotation, molecular function: phosphatidate cytidylyltransferase activity. Gene Ontology annotation, cellular component: endoplasmic reticulum membrane. Bases 1 to 1344 code for a protein of 447 amino acids. The record is from RefSeq and is a predicted model, not a curated record. The transcript has 4 exons. NCBI's taxonomy places the organism in Eukaryota, Fungi, Ascomycota, Eurotiomycetes, Eurotiales, Aspergillaceae.
AUGUCUAAGUCCCGCCGCAAUGUCCGGUUCCCGCACCGUAACGGCGAGCGCCGCUUGAGCGUGUCCUCCGACGUCAGCGACCCAACCUCGGAGCCCUCGAGUCCCAGCAAGAAUGGCGCCGCCUCCAAGCAAUCCACGAUCCCCGAAGAGAAACCCGCCCAAUCCGAAUACGAGAAGAAGAAGCAGACCUUCAUUACACGCACGAUAUGGACUUUCGUGAUGAUCGCGGGUUUCUUUAUCGCCAUGUUCUCCGGUCACAUCUAUAUCAUUGGUCUGGUCACUGCCAUUCAAAUCGUCUCGUUCAAGGAAGUUAUUGCCAUCGCCAAUGUACCCAGCAAGGAGAAGAACCUCCGCUUCACCAAGACCCUGAACUGGUACUUCCUCGCGACGACCAUGUAUUUCCUUUAUGGAGAGAGCGUGAUCUACUACUUUAAGCACAUACUACUCGUUGACAAGGUGCUCCUUCCUCUGGCCGCUCACCACCGCUUCAUUAGCUUUUUCCUCUAUGUUAUGGGCUUCGUGUUCUUUGUUGGAUCUCUGCAAAAGCGUCACUACCGAUUUCAGUUUACCCAAUUCGCCUGGACCCAUAUGGCACUGUACCUCAUUGUGGUGCAAGCCCACUUUGUGAUGAACAACAUCUUCGAGGGCAUGAUUUGGUUCUUUCUCCCCGCCUCGCUGGUCAUCACCAAUGAUAUAUUCGCCUACGUUUGCGGUAUCACCUUCGGACGCACCCAGCUGAUUCAGCUGUCCCCCAAGAAGACUGUUGAGGGUUUCCUCGGUGCUUGGAUCUGCACCAUCAUCUUCGGCUACUUCAUGACCAACAUUCUGAUGCGCUACAAGUACUUCAUCUGCCCCGUCAAUGACCUCGGAUCGAACGUCUUGACUGGUUUGGAAUGCACCCUGAACCCGGCUUUUGUCCCCCAGACCUUCUCCCUCGAAUUGUUCGGCAUCGACAAGACUUUCUCCGUUGAGCCCAUGCAGUUCCACAUCCUCGGAUUCGCUACUUUUGCUUCUCUCAUUGCUCCUUUCGGUGGAUUCUUUGCCUCUGGUCUGAAGCGCACCUUCAACAUCAAGGACUUUGGCGAGUCGAUUCCUGGUCACGGUGGUAUCACCGAUCGCAUGGAUUGCCAGUUCAUCAUGGGUUUCUUUGCCUUCAUGUACUACCACAGCUUUAUCGCUGUAUAUAAGGUUUCCGUUGGAGAUAUCAUGGAGACCGCGAUCAACGGCCUGACAGUCGACGAGCAGCUCGAGGUCGUCCGUGGCCUUGGCAAGUACCUUUACAACCAGGGCGCAGUUCCCGGGACGGUCCUUGAGUGCCUUGCCAGUGAGCUCAAGCGCCGAUGA